Molecule: messenger RNA, 2177 nt
Organism: Culicoides brevitarsis
Lineage: Eukaryota; Metazoa; Arthropoda; Insecta; Diptera; Ceratopogonidae
Exons: 1
Coding region: 79-2112 (677 amino acids)
Source: RefSeq, a predicted model, not a curated record
UGUCUUUUUUGUCGAAACCAACACAUGUUCGUUUGAAAAGUCCUCGUAAAACGUGCUUCUGACAACGAAAUCCAGCAAAUGAGCCACGAAAAGUCCCCAAUUUGUACCAUGAAGCGUUCGGAUUUCUCGCGAAAAGUGAGCAAAAAGCUAAAAAAGAUGGCAAAACUCAAUCUCAUGCACAUUUUCAACGAAAAUGUCACAAAACCCUUCGCCAAUUGCAUGGGCCGCAACGAAAUCAUCGAAAUUCAUCGAAAUAAAAUCAAGGCUGAGUACCAUCAGAGUCCCGGAUUUCUCGGAACGAAUAAAAUGACACGAACAGGCGCCGGAAACAGCAUCCAAGUACGUCGUAUCGAGUUCUCAUCCAAAGAAUUCAGCCCAAACAAGCCAAGUUUGAGGGAACAAUUGAAAGAAUUCACGCAAAAACACAAUCCGAGCAGCGACAUGUUCGAAGAUAUGCUCCAAAUAAUGCAAAGUAACGGCGUAAAUGUACCAAAAAACAUCGACACAACCGUCGAAUCGCUCAAAAAAUACGAAAUAAUUCAAAUGUCCUUCGGUCAAUACCUGAAUUUUGGCAUAACGAAAAACGUGGAGUCCAUUAUCAAGACUCUGAUGAAGAAAAAAUCAAAAUUUUUGAAUAACACGGUGAAAGAACUCGUUCUCGACAUGGCAAUUUACAUGAUAAAAUCCAAACCUGAUGAAAAUAAUCAAAAACCGCCGCAUCAUUUGGUCAUUUUGGGUCGUUUGCCGUGCAUCAACAAUGCAGAUACCUUCGUCGUUGGGAUCUACAAGGGACAUUUUCCAACAUUACUCAUCGGAAAUCAAAUUUUAAAGCCUCUGAACGACGAAUUGGCUUUUUUGGAAAAAAAUGAAAUCCAAAUCGAAGCGAGAAAUUUCAAAAUUGAGAUUAAUUCGUUCAUUGUCGAUCCCGUAGCGAACAGUAUUGCGACAUGCACUGCCUUGCCAGAUAGUGUCAGUGGGUGUUCGAGAUGUAACAAGCCCGGUACUUUGCAAUUUACGUUGGGAAUCACGAGUUACCCGCCAAAUGUGGGGUUUUAUCGGUACGAUGAGGAUUUCAAGUGUUGCGUGCUGAAUGGGCAUCAUAUAGGCAUUCCGAUAAUGAAUGAACGGAGUUUUGGACUGAAAUCGCGUUUUGUCGUCGAUUACAAGUAUCUCGUGUGCGAAGGAGUUCUCAAGCAAAUGAUGAAGUUGUGGAUGAAAGGAAGACUGGAUUACAGGUUGAACAAUAAAUCUUUAAGAAAAAUGUCGGCAGAGCUUCUGUUGAUAGGAAAAAGUAUCCCUAAAGAAUUUCGGCACAAACCAAAAACGAUGGAUGAGUUAGAUGACUGGACCAGUUACGAUUGGCGGCAAUUUUUGUUCUACUAUGGACCUGUCGUGCUCAAAAAUCGCCUCUCGCCCGUUUAUUACAAACAUUUUUUGUAUCUCCAUCUCGGGAUGCGACUUUCCUGCAGCUUAACCGACUUCCGAGAAUGCGGCGCUUUCAUUGCGGGACAACUUUUGCAAUAUUUUGUCACGGAAUUUUGUCGAAUUUACUCCACAGAGCUCGUAGACUAUAAUAUCCACAAUUUGUUACAUAUCGAGGACUUUGUGCACUUUCGCGGCGCUUUGGAUAAAGUUUGUGGCUUCAAGUUCGACAAGCAAUACGAGCUCCUGGAACGACUUAUAAAGGAGGAUUAUGACAUUUGUCUUCAAAGUUUGGAGAAACAUGUCGCGGAAAAUACCAAAAAUUGCCUCGAAAACGAAUUAAAUGAUCCGGAAUUAAAUUUUCCGCGUUUGACGUCGAAUGGGAGUCUCGUAAUUGAGAAUAAUCACACAAUAACGAUCGCUGAACCGGAUAAUCAUGUGUUUCUCAAGGACAUGUCGGUGUUCAAGGUUGAGCAAAUUUUCAAAGAAGACGAUGGAGAAGUUGUACUAAUUGGAAGAUCGUAUGAAAAAACGAAAGAACAGUUCGCAGCAUCGACCGGAUGUCAAAAAAUGUUGAAAAUUUGGGAGUUGUCGGACAUAAAAACGCUCAAAAUUAAAGAAAUUCUCGUAAAAGCUUUUACGGUUAACACGACUGAGGGUUUAAUGGCCUUGCCUUUAUUAAGUUUUUAAGUUUUUUUUUAAGUUUUAGAACUUUUUGUGAUAAAAAAAAUUUCUGUUUUUUUAAAUAAUAAAAU